CCGAAAACAAAUAUACUCAAAAAGACAUUAUUGCCAAUCAAUCAGAAAUCUCUGCAACAACAACAACAAAUAAAACAAACAAAAGAGGGAAAGAAGAGGAUAACAUCACAGCAAUUAAGGAGAAGCAACAGAUGGAUUAGUAGUAGAAACCAUCAGAAGAAAUCGAAUUCGAAGGUGCUAACAAGGAACCCCCCCAAUCCUAAUAAACGUGUGAUUGAAGCCAAUAAAACUUUUUUUUUUUUUUUUCCUUCCUUCGAAUUCACAAUUAAUUCAACUUUCUCCUCCCAUCACUCACUAUUCUACUGCCACCAUUACCACCACUACUACUGCUAAGUACUAACAGCCAACAAAUUUCAUCAGUUUCGGGUUCGAUUCCCCAUGUUUUCCUUACCCUGCAAUUUCUGUUGAAAUUCCCUCCACUUUCCUCUUGUUAAUUCCCCCCAACAGCUUCCGCAUUCAGUUAGUUGUGGGGAUUUGCCUAAUCCCAAUUCCCAUAAUCGAAUCCCAAUAAAUUUUCAUUGUGUCCGAGGAAUCCCAGUUUUUUAAAUUUAUAGGGUCAUUCUUUUGGGGGAUUUUUUUUCACUCUUAGGUGACAAAGAAUAAGGUUGGGUUGUUGAAAAACUCUCUCUUUUUUGGGUGUGGGAUUGUGUUUUUGGGUUAUAGAUUGAUCAAUUUAGCUUUCCAAUUGAUUUGUAGUGUAAGAAACCAAGAACUUUAGACGGGAUUCUUGCUGAAUUUUUUAUAGGGAUUUGUGCAAGUUGGAUGGGAAUUGAGGAAACGCUUAGUAGUAUUAGUAGCCUUAUUGUUGCUUCUGGUGGUAGUGAUGAAGAAAUCUUUCAAGGAUUCGCUCAAAGCUCUUGAAGCUGACAUCCAACAUGCCAACACCCUGGCUUCUGAUUAUCCCAGGGAGUAUGAUGGGGCAUGCCUCCAGAUGAGGCUGUCAUACAGUCCCUGUGCCCACAUUCUUCUCUUUCUUGUUCAGUGGACCGAUUGUCACCUUGCUGGAGUUCUCGGAUUACUGAGGAUCCUUAUUUACAAGGCAUACGAAGAUGGUAGGACUACCAUGUCUGUUCAUGAGAGAAAGGCUAGUUUGAAGGAGUUUUACGGAGUGAUAUUCCCUUCCUUGUUGCAACUUCAAAAGGGAAUCACUGAAAUUGAGGACAGAAAACAAAGAGAAGUCUGUGAGAAGAAGUAUCAGAGAAAAGAUGAGAUGGACAAGGGGAAAAAGUUGUCUGAAAUCGAAAUCGAGAGGGAGGAGGAAUGUGGAAUUUGCAUGGAAUUGGAUACUAAGGUUGUUUUACCCAGUUGCAGCCACUCUAUGUGCAUGGAAUGUUAUAGAAGCUGGUAAGCAGAUCACGUGACAACAUUUUUUGCUUUUUCUUCUGAUAUGCUCUGGUAUUUGGGCUGGUUUUACCAGGACUAACUAAUGUACUAAACAAAUGAAUUUGCAUCUUCUUGUAUACUUCAUUUACUGGUGGUACCUUGUUUUUCCUAGCUGGCAGAUGUUUGCUUUGGCCUUUUUCAUUUGGUGAUUUCUAGUAAUUUUGUUUUCAUUUUUGGUUUCAAAAUAAUGGCGCUCUUUUAGGCGAUCGCGGUCUCAAUCAUGCCCCUUCUGUCGGGAUAGUCUGAAACGAGUGAACUCUGGUGACCUUUGGAUCUACCCCGGCAGCUAUGAAAUCUUAGAUCUGUCAGCAAUUGCCAAAGAGAACUUGAAGAGACUUUUCAUGUACAUUGAGAAAUUACCACUGUUAGUUCCCGAUACCGUGCUGGUUUCUUAUGAUCCUCGUUUCAGAUGAAGGAAUGGGUUCUUUGGCUCAGAAAAUUAGUUUUUAGUUGAACGAAAAUUGUAGCUGUAAAUAUUGUCUCACUUAUUUGUUUGUCACACUCCAAAUAUUUAUAAUUGUAAAUACGGUUGGGUUAUUAGCCAGUUAGGACGACACCUGCAUUGUAAUCAACUCUCUAAAGGUGAAGAGAGCAUGAAAGUCAAUUUUAAGCCAUUGCCUUUUAUGCUAAUGCCUGUCAACAGGGGCUUUUGUGCAUUGUGGAUUAAGAAAAACAAAGGGGAUGUUCUAAUAGUAGUUUAUCAUACCUAGCCUUUUGGAAUAGAAUCUGAACACGAUCUUCCUGUUUUAAAGAAACACGACUGCUAUCAUGUUGCUUUGCUAUUCCGAGUCCUUGGCAGAAUUUUUGUGCUGACACAAAUUUGAACAAGACUGGAUGCUUCUACCCACAUAACAAGCUUCAGGUGCCAGAAAAAGUAAAAUGAAGAAAUAGAAAAGACCCAUAAAGAUAAAAUUUUCCUUCGCAAGAACACAAGUGAUCAUUACUACAUGAUACUUAUGUACUAGAUAAAAGAUGCAAAUAAAUCCAUCAUACACGCAUGUACAACAUUCCGCGCUAUCACAUUUCCUUGCAGUUGGAAAGGUCGACUGCCAUUAGAAUAGGCGGGUUAGGAACAAACAGUGUCUUCCCAUUGGACCCCUGCAGCCUGACUCAGAGAUCAUCGUCCUCCUCGUCAUCCUCUUCUUCCUCCUGCUGUAAAGAAACUGGAUCAGACAGGUGGAAAACACACAACAAGCAGUCAUAACAAAAUGUUCUUUGCAGAAGCACAUGAUUAAAAGGAAGCAUCCGACUACGGAUGCCUUGCCACCAGCAUAAAAUAUUUCCAAGAAAAAUCUCCUUUUGACCUCUGUUCAAAGGGGGAAAAUGGGAGAUCAUAACCAAUAAUUCAAUAUUUCCAUAUGAAAUUAAAGAAACAGAAAACAAGCUAGUUGAAAAGUUUCAACUGCAUCUUGAAAACCAAAAAAAAAUUAAAAUUAAAAUAAAAAGUAUCAAAGAGAUUUAUGUAUAUCUACCUCUCCACCUCCCUCUUCGUCAUCAUGAAUUUCAGAGUUUGAUUUCUCUGAUUCAUCAUCAGCUGAGUUAUCCUGCCAGUCAAAUAAGAAACUGAGGCACUAGAGCAUUUACAUUGACACGGCUUUGGACAAUGACUAAACACUUGAGAGAUUACUGGCAUGAUGACAAGAUUUCAGUAAAUCAAUCCAAUAACAGACAAGGACACCGGAAAAGUUCUGACCUGCUUCUUGUUGUAGGCGUUUAUAAGCUUCUCGUACUCAGCCUUCCUCUUUGCAGCUUUAGCUUCAUAUGGUGCUUUUUCCUUACGAAGAGAAAUGAUAUCUGAUGUCAGUUAUUACAACACAACAGAGGUUGUAUUUCACGACACAGGAGCUUCAAAUCACCCUUGAAAUAAUCAAUUCACCCUCCACCAGGCGCUAGCUACUUAAGAAAUAAACUGGCCUGCUUAAUUUAAAAUAAAUUUUAGUUGAUUUAAUAGUGCAGACUACUACCGAAGCUUUCAUGGAUGCCGAUACCAUAAUAGAAAUGAUUGUCAAUUUUAGUAAAAAGGACAGAGUGAUGGAGCACUUACUGCUUGACUCAUGGAUUUCCAUUUCUGUCCUCCAGCUUUUCCAACCUGAUUCAUCCACAGCAAAUUGAAACAUAUUGAGAAAUUACACUUGAACUUAUUGAGAUGAUUAAAAUAGCCAUAUAUACUUACAGCUGAGACAGCCUUCACAUUAGGAUUUUCCUUUUUAAAUGUCUGUCUGAACUCCUCACUGGGCAAUAAAUGUAAUCAGAUUAG
This is a messenger RNA of Oldenlandia corymbosa var. corymbosa, 3640 nucleotides long. The record is from the annotation of a GenBank genome assembly. NCBI's taxonomy places the organism in Eukaryota, Viridiplantae, Streptophyta, Magnoliopsida, Gentianales, Rubiaceae.